UUCGUGGAACACGCAUCCUUUGUUUUCCAUACUCUCAUUUACACAAAAUUCAACUCUUAUGUUCUAUCCAAGAACUUACAUUCAACUCCCUGCACUCUCAAUCCUAUAUAAUGACCAUUUAUCAGCAACUAUUACGUCAAGCAAUCCAAGCUCGCCCUCAAACAUGGCAAGCAUUUCUCAGGUCCUCUUUCUGCUCUUCCUCACAUUUGCUUUUCUCUUUUUCCAUUCUGCCCAAGGAGCUGGAAUUGCCGUCUACUGGGGACAGAACGGCAAUGAAGGCUCCUUGGAGUCCACUUGCGCAUCAGGCAACUAUAAGUAUGUACUCAUUGCUUUCUUAAUCACCUCUGGGAGUGGUCGAACACCGGCCCUAAACUUAGCUGGCCAUUGUGAUCCUGCCUCUAACGGCUGCACCUUCUUGAGCUCCCAGAUUUCUACUUGCCAGAGCAAUGGCAUCAAAGUCCUCCUCUCUCUUGGUGGCGGGCAAGGGUCGGAAACAAGCAUGUCUUCUCCGGCUGAUGCUAAGCAAGUAGCUAACUAUCUCUACAACAACUUCUUAGAUGGACAAUCAGCUUCUCGACCUUUCGGGUCUGCCAUUUUAGAUGGCGUAGACUUUGACAUCGAACACGGUUCCAGUCUUUACUAUGAUGAUCUAGCACGGGACCUCUCGGGUUUCAGCACACCACAGAGAAAAGUCUACUUGUCAGCAGCACCACAAUGUCCUAUCCCUGACGCUAAACUAGACGCUGCAAUUCAAACUGGCCUUCUCGACUACGUCUGGAUACAAUUUUACAACAACCCACAGUGUCAUUACACAGGCACAGCUACUAAUCUUUUGGCAAGGUGGAGAGAGUGGGCUGCCGCGACUCCACCACGCAGUCAGAUCUUUCUUGGAUUACCAGCGGAUACCGCAGCAGCACCUAGUGGUGGCUAUAUAUCACCGAGUGCAUUAAUCUCUGAAGUUCUUCCAAGUAUCAAGACUACAACAAGCUAUGGCGGUGUCAUGCUUUGGAAUAAGUUUUAUGAUACGAGUUUUAGUUCAGCUAUCAAGAACAGUAUAUAAUAUGUAACUGGAAACAAAUAUGAUGUGAUACCAGAUAUCAGAACCCGCUUCUUAUCGAUAAAUCUACAUAAACACCUGCUUCUAAGUUUCGAAUAAAGAGAUUUUCCUCAGAGAAA
This is a messenger RNA of Daucus carota subsp. sativus, 1176 nucleotides long. RefSeq names its product acidic endochitinase. Gene Ontology annotation, cellular component: extracellular region. The record is from RefSeq and is a predicted model, not a curated record. Gene Ontology annotation, biological process: carbohydrate metabolic process. NCBI's taxonomy places the organism in Eukaryota, Viridiplantae, Streptophyta, Magnoliopsida, Apiales, Apiaceae. Bases 59 to 1060 code for a protein of 333 amino acids. Gene Ontology annotation, molecular function: chitinase activity. The transcript has a single exon.